AUGAGUGAAAAAGACACCGCAAAUACAAAAGAAAAGCAGAACAAAUACGAUGAAUUGAUAAUAGCGCAACAAGAAAACAUAAAAAAGCUUGAGAAGGAAAUAUCAAUGCUGAAAAAGAAUAUCGAAAAAUAUUCAUCAACCCUAAGCAAAAGUAAAAAGCGCAACGACGAAGUGGGAAACAGCAUCGAGAAGAUUUUCGAAGGCGAGAAAGGAAAAUUCCGGGAAACGCUAGAAAAAUUCUCAGAAAUUUUAUUCGACGUCGGCAAGUAUAAAGAGAAGCACGUUUGUAUGAUUUAUGAUAAGGUUAUCGGGGAAUUAUCGCUGUCGCGUUGUCGGUGUAAGCAAGCUACUUUUAAUAUCGACUUUGCUCUAAAGUCGCAAAAAGAUGAAAUGCGAAAGGAGAAGCAUCUGAAAAAGAUAAAAGAGACAGAGCCUUUGGACAAACAGAAGUUUUCAAAAGCACAGUCCACGCUUCUCGCGUCCGUCGUCGAAACGGAAAAGGCAUUUCAUUGUUUAAAAGAGGAAUUGGAAUCAUUUGAUAAACAACGUGUCGACGAAUUGCGUGCUGUCCUGCUUGCGUUCACUGAAAGUGAGCUGAAGUACCACUCGCACGCGUUGGAAUUGUAUUCGAGGGGUUUUAAUAUGCUGAGGCAAAAUGGUAAGUUAGUAGGUUAG
Messenger RNA from Paramuricea clavata, 675 nucleotides. The record is from the annotation of a GenBank genome assembly. Lineage: Eukaryota; Metazoa; Cnidaria; Anthozoa; Malacalcyonacea; Plexauridae.